Messenger RNA from Syngnathus acus (greater pipefish), 4369 nucleotides. RefSeq names its product TBC1 domain family, member 2 (gene tbc1d2). The record is from RefSeq and is a predicted model, not a curated record. Lineage: Eukaryota; Metazoa; Chordata; Actinopteri; Syngnathiformes; Syngnathidae. Bases 45 to 4190 code for a protein of 1381 amino acids. The transcript has 17 exons.
UUUUAGAACGUGUGUGAGCUGAAAUUUGGCCGUAACCUCCAAAGAUGAACAUUUCGUUUGGGAAAAGAUGUCCCGCUAAUUCACGGCGCCAUUUUGACGACUCUCCAAAUGCUCCUGGCAGGAUAGGCGCAAAGCACUUAACGGGAAAUGACAUCACCGCCUCAUCCGCCGUGUCACUUCCUGCCGAGCUCAGAUUGCAUCAACGUGCCGCUACCAAAUCUACCGAUCCGUGUUCCGCCACAGUUUACCAGAGACCUUCUGGAGUCUUCUCGAGACGCAUAAGACCAACCAUACUACAGGAUAGACUCAUCGGAGUCCUCCAGAGCCGUUCAGAGACCCACCAGAAUCCCACCGAAGUUCUCAAGAGACCCCUCAGAAUCCUGGAAAACAAACCUGCCUUCUUGAUAAAAUUUCAUCCAGAUUUUCAAGCAGAAAACCAGCAAAGCCAAGGGUUACCACCAGAACCAGACCUGGAUUUGACGAUGGAAGAGGAUAAUGAUUCACAUCGACCUUCACCCGUUCAGACUCCUCCUCCUUCCCUGAACACCCAUCAGCCUUCUACCCCUGCUCAGCUGGACCCUCAGAACACUCCUUCUGUUGCGCACCUGGACUGCUCGCUUCCUGUUCACCUGGACCCCCAUCAGAUCCCUCCUCUUGGUCACCUGGGCGACCUUCAGAAUGCUGCUUCUGCUUACUUGGACCCCAGUCAGAGUUCUACUCACAUGGACCCCCAUCAAGCUCCUUCACCUGCUCACCUGAACUCCCAACUUCCUGCUCACCAGGACCCCAAUCAGGCUCCCCUUCUUGCUCACCCGGACCUUCAGCAGACUCCUACCACUGCUCACCGAGACCUCGAGCCUCCUGUUCACCCAGACCCCAAUCAGACCUCUGCUCACCUUGAACCCCAGCUUCCUGCUCACUUGGACCUCCCUCAGACUCUUACUGACCCGAACCCCCAUCAGACUUUUACCUCUGCUCUCCCAUACCCCCACAAGACUCCUGCCCCUGCUCACAAUGAACCCCCGCCUCCUGCUGAACUUGACCAUCAGCAGGCGUUUCUUCCUGCUCACCUGGACCCUCAUCCGGCUCCUCAUCCUGCUCACUUGGACCUCCCUCAGACUCCGACUCUUACUGACCUGGACCCCCAUCAGAUUUCUACCUCUGCUCACCUAGAUCCUCAGCAGACUCAUACGCCUGUUCACCUAGACUACCCUGCUUGCCUGGACCCCUGUAAGACUCCUCCCAUAGCUCACCUUGACCUUCAGCCUUCCAUUCAACUAAACCACUGUCAGACUCCUCCACCUGCUCACUUGGACCCUCAUCAGGCUCCCGUCACCGCUCAACUGGACCCCUACAACAACCCUACCCCUGCUCACCCAGACCCCAAUCAGACGCUAGUGCUUGCUCACCCGGACCUCAUUCAAGCUUCUCCACUUGUUCACCUUGACCCCCAACUGGCUCCUCUUUCUUCUCACCUGGACCUCCAUCCCACUCCUACCCCUGCACAGACUCCUCCACCUGCCCAUCUUGAUGACCCCCAUCAGGCUCCUCCACCCGCUCACCUGGCCCCCCAUCAGAUUCCUCUUCCUGUUCACUCGGACUUUCCAGGUAGUUCUGAAGAGCCCAAACUUUGCGGUUUCCUGCAAAAGCAGGGGGGCCCUCUGCGGGCCUGGAAGCGGCGCUGGUUCACCUAUGAGGAGAAGCAGAACCAGAUGUUCUACUACCGCACCCCUCAGGACGUGACUCCGCUGGGCCGGGUGGACCUCAGCUCCGCCACCUUCACCUACCCGCUCAAAGCCGAGAUGGGCACCUUCCACAUCGAGACGCCCGAGCGUACCUACACGUUAAAAGCGGUGACGCAAGAUCUGAUGCUGUACUGGCUGCAGCAGCUGCAGCUCAAACGCUGGCAACACCGACAAAACCAGACAAACGCCUGCCCCGAUGCCACGAGCGCAGAUGACUUCCUGCCCAUGCUGAAGAGUCCCGCAGGACUGGUGGGGGAGGAGGCCGCCAGCGAGUCGCCUCAAAGGACGCCGCUCGCCAACAUGUCCAUCAAACAUCCUUUCAUCCAGAUCCAGAACACGGUCCACAGUUUUCGGAAGAGGUCAUCUCAAGAGUGGCCCCAAAGUGUCUUCUACGUGCAAGCUCCAGCCGGAGGGGCCUCCGCCGCCAAUGGCACCGCUACCGCAUCGAUGCCUCCUGCCGGGCUGGUCGGACGAGCGGCGGAGGAUGGAGCCGGCGGAGCUCCGCUGGAUUCUCCACGGAGGAGGAAGAAUUUGAGCUCCUCGACGAGGACGGCGGCCAUGUCCUCGGAGACCGUGUCCCGUCUCCGGCGGGACAAGGAGAUGCUGACGGAGGAAGUUAAAGCUCAGAAGGAGCUCGUGUGGCUCCUCCACAAAACCUUGGAGGCGGCCCAGCGAGAAAAACGAACGUGCGCGGACUUUAUGGCGGCGGAGGGCGAGCAGGAACGGCUGGAACUCCUGCGGCAUCGUGAGCGCCAGGCGGCCGACCUGCUCGGACGCGUCGAGCGAGCGCAGGCGGCGGCGGAGGCUACCAGACGCGAUCUGGACCAGAGAGACCUGCAGGUGGCGCAAUUGCAGGACGAGAUCAGGAAGCUGACCGAGGAGAACCGAGCCAAGCGGGAGGUGAUCAUCAAGCUGUCGGAGCACGUGGCCGCAUGCGUGUCCGCUCCACCGAGUUGGACCGCACCCACCUGCGCUCCGGACUCGCUCAGACAACUCAAGCAGCGCGUGGAGGACCUGAAGGACGACAUCGAGGCCUACAAGACGCAGAACCAGUUUCUCAACUCUGAGAUCUUCCAGCUAACCAAACUGUGGAGGAAGAGCUCGGAGCAGGAGCGAAGUCUGAUGGUCAAGUGCGCCUACCUGGAGGCGUGGCAGUGCCAGGCCGAGAGUCGCUACCUGGGAGUUUUGCGGAAGCUCCAGGAGAACAGAAGUCUGGAUCCGGACCAACAGCGGACGAUUCAAAAGAUGGUAGAGGACGCUCUGCAGGGGCAGGCCAAGAACAUCAAAGCCUCCACAAACAGCCUCCAUGACGAGUACGGAUUCAAGAUCGUCCCCGACUACGAGGUUGAAGACGUGAAGCUUCUGGCCAAGAUACAAGCGCUGGAGAUCCGCUCGCAUAACCUGCUGCGACAGGAGGGUCGAGAGCGCCUCCUAUUGAGCCGCUGGGCUCAGUACCUUGCCGGCAGGUCCGAUGAUGACUUUUGCCCUUCGCCAGAACUCAAAGGUCUUCUACGGGCCGGCGUCCCUCCAGAGUACCGGCAGCGCGUCUGGCGCUGCUUGGUCCGAAUCAGGACCAGGGUUGCCAGAGAGCGCCACCCGCAGCGAUACCAGGAGUUGUGUGACAAGAGUCACACGUGUCCUCAUCCCGCCUCCAGGCAGAUCCAGUUGGACCUUCACCGAACCCUAACCAGCAACCGCAAUUUCUCCUCCCCGUCUAGCCCCGCCCACCAGCAGCUGCAGCGCAUCCUAUUGGCCUUCUCUUGGCAGAAUCCUUCCAUCGGCUACUGCCAGGGUCUCAACAGGUUGGCUGCCAUUGCUCUUCUGGUCCUCCAGAGUGAGGAGGACGCCUUUUGGUGCGUGGUGGCCGUGGUGGAUGCCAUCAUGCCUCAGGACUACUACACCAAGAACCUGCUGGCUGCGCAGGCGGACCAGCAUGUCCUGAAGGACUUCCUGGUGGAGAAGCUUCCUCGACUGGCGGCCCACUUUGACCUUCACGGCACUGACGUGUCUCUGGUCUCCUUCAACUGGUUCCUGGUGGUUUUUGUGGAGAGUCUUCCCAGUGAUAUCCUGCUGCCUCUCUGGGAUGCCUUUUUGUACGAGGGCACCAAGGUGAUGUUCAGGUACGCUUUGGCUCUCUUCAAAUACAAAGAAGACGACAUCCUGAAGAUCCACGACAGCGUGGACAUCUACCAGUACCUUCGCUUCUUUACCAAGACCAUCACAGAUGCCAGGAAGCUGAUGGGAAUGGCCUUCGCCGACAUGAACCCGUUCCCCGGCCGCCUGCUGAAGAACCGACGGGCGCUUCAUCUGGAACGCUUGCAAAGGGAACUGCGAGAGCUGGAGGAGCAGCAGAAGGCCUUUGCGGCGCUCAGCGGCGACUGCUCGCAGCAGCAGGACAACCAGAUGGACAAUGUGGCCAGCGAGGAUGACGAGGAGAUGAGUUAAAGACAAUAUUUUCUCUUUCAUACAGCACAUUUUCUUUUGCUGUGUAUAAAAUGUUCGAGGUGAGGCAGACAAAGAGGGCAGCCACACCAAAGGGGGCGUACGAGAGCCCGCGGGUUCUUCUUCUCGGUAUACACCUGGCUAGCUAGCCGUUAGCUUGGUAGUCAUGUUCACUUUGAAUU